Suillus paluster is the source of this 2136-nucleotide messenger RNA. Its product is annotated as uroporphyrin-III C-methyltransferase. Lineage: Eukaryota; Fungi; Basidiomycota; Agaricomycetes; Boletales; Suillaceae. The record is from RefSeq and is a predicted model, not a curated record. Bases 159 to 2000 code for a protein of 613 amino acids. Gene Ontology annotation, biological process: siroheme biosynthetic process. The transcript is spliced from 2 exons. Gene Ontology annotation, molecular function: uroporphyrin-III C-methyltransferase activity.
UCCUGAUUUGACACGUCUCUCAUGUCUUAGGCUAUCACGCAAUUGUCACUUCAUUAUCGAGAAUUGAGAAUGAUCACUGAUAUUAUUUCCUAUUCACACCAUGAACAGAUCAUUUUGAGAGUCAUCCAAGGACCCUGCUUUUGCCUAUAAUUUACACCAUGACCUCGAGUGCGUCGAGCCCGUAUCCUGCGCCAGUCGGUGGAGCGUCCCUCUUUCUGACAUUCAAAGGACCCAGAAGUACCAUCCUUAUUAUUGGCGGUGAUGCUCUGGCUGCCUCUAGGGCAUUUGCGGCGCUUGAGGCAGGCAUACAAGUCAUCAUACUCACCAGAGGAUCAGUAUGCGACGAGCUGAAAUGGAGAGCAAACCAACGGCAAAUACAACUCGUAGACUGGGACACGCUCCCCUCUACGUCUACUUCUCCACUCGUCUCUACUCCGGACACGAAGACAGACGCCGAGUCCCUCUCUGCAUUCCUCACUGAAAAUCCAUCUAUAUCUAUCAUCUGCAUCACCAUACACACGGCGGACAUACCCGCACUCGCACGCAUAUGUCAUGCACAUAACAUCCCCGUCAACGUCACCGACCAUCCUGCACUAUGCGACUUCUCUUUUGCAGCCACACACCGUUUUGCUGACCCGUCUACAGGCGGAAAGAGCGCACUACAAGUGGGCGUGACGACUAAUGGCGAGGGGUGCCGGCUAGCGGGCCGUGUGAGGCGAGAGAUUGUCAGCGUGCUACCUAAAGAAGUCGCUGGAGCCGUAAGGCAGGUGGGAAAGCUUCGAUAUUUGGCCAAGAAUACGGUCGAUCAAAUAGAACGUGACGGAGAGGGUGAGGAAGGUGAGGACAGUGGUGUCACCACCCCCAACAGGCCUGUACCUGGCUGGAAAAGCAGUGUGGUCGAAAGCAAAGAAGAGUCUUCCUACCGCCGCAUGAAAUGGGUCGCCCAGGUUAGCGAGUACUGGCCCAUCGCACGGCUCGCAUCCAUGUCAGAGAACGAGAUGGAGCUCAUAUUAACUGGCGACACUGCCCAAACGAUUUCAUCAUACUCCACUCAAGCCGGAAUCGAGAGCUCACUACAUAAUUUGACGCUUUCCCCGCCCCCAAAGAAAGGCCGCAUUCUUCUUGUUGGCUCUGGUCCAGGACAUCCCUCCCUUCUCACCAUUGCAACUCACAAUGCGCUUACGAAGUAUGCAGACCUUGUUCUCUCAGACAAGCUCGUCCCCGCUGCCGUACUUGCGCUCAUACCUGAAAGAGUCGAGGUGCGCAUUGCACGCAAGUUCCCCGGCAAUGCCGAGGGUGCGCAAUUAGAGAUGAUGGACGCAGCAGUCGAAGCUGCUCGACGUGGCCUCACCGUUGUCAGACUGAAACAAGGAGACCCAGUCGUCUACGGCCGCGCAGGGGAGGAAGUACUCUUCUUCCGAGCACGCGGGUUCGAGCCGCUCGUUGUCCCGGGCGUCUCAUCUGCACUCGCAGCACCUAUUUUUGCAGGGAUCCCGGUAACGCAGCGCGGCGUCGCGGAAAGUGUCAUUGUGUGUACCGGCGUUGGGCGACAGGGCAAGGAGGUUAAGCUUCCAGGUUACGAGCGCGCGAGGACCGUUCUUAUCCUCAUGGGCGUCGCCCGUAUAGCGCAGGUUGUGGGCGCUAUGAUGUGUAGCGAUAAUGGCAGCGGGGAAGGCCUGCAGAGUGUUGAAGGGAGAAGAGAGGGGCGUUCCUACCCGCGGAACACGCCUAUUGCUAUCAUUGAACGCGGCUCGAUGCCUGAUCAACGGGUAGUUGCGAGUACGCUUGGAGAUAUAUGUGAAGCACUGGAUAGUGCGGGAGAGCAAAGACCUCCGGGAAUGAUGGUUGUUGGGUGGGCUGUUUUAGCACUGCAAGGCACAGGGGACACGAGCGUGUUGGACGAGGGGGAAGAGGGAGAUGAAAAGAGGGUAAGAAGGUGGUUAGGUGGAGAUAGGUGGGUUGUACGAGAAGGAAUCGAUCAGGGCUGGGCGGAGGUGUAGCUGAGGUCAGGGAUUGAUGAUUUCAAUGCUAAGAUUUAAUCUUCGUCGACCUACAGAGAUUUUGCAUACGUAGCGGGUUAUUGGUAUUUAUACGGUAUACCAACAAUUCUAAGCAGAUAGCGGCGUCGUUCCUCCA